AUGCCAGAUAUAUUUCUCAGUGGCAGCAAGCUAACGUCACUCAAUAUUGCUCACAACCAGUUGGUGGGUAAACUUCCGAGAUCUUUGUCUAGUUGUUCUUCUUUGGAGGUUCUAAACGUGGAACACAACAGAAUCAACGAUACCUUUCCUUUCUGGUUGGAACCACUGCAAAAACUACAAGUCUUGCUCCUCCACUCUAAUGAGUUUCAUGGCUCGUUACAAUACCAUCCCAAGGUUGCUUCUCCGUUUCCUCAGUUGCGAAUCAUUGACAUAUCAUAUAAUUCCUUCUCUGGAACCUUACCAUCUGAUUUCUUCAUGUAUUGGAGCGCCAUGUCCUUGGAGGGGAAUCGUUAG
Microthlaspi erraticum is the source of this 354-nucleotide messenger RNA. The record is from the annotation of a GenBank genome assembly. NCBI's taxonomy places the organism in Eukaryota, Viridiplantae, Streptophyta, Magnoliopsida, Brassicales, Brassicaceae.